Papilio machaon (common yellow swallowtail) is the source of this 977-nucleotide messenger RNA. It is a transcript of the gene Use1, whose product is annotated as vesicle transport protein USE1. The transcript has 6 exons. NCBI's taxonomy places the organism in Eukaryota, Metazoa, Arthropoda, Insecta, Lepidoptera, Papilionidae. Gene Ontology annotation, biological process: retrograde vesicle-mediated transport, Golgi to endoplasmic reticulum. The coding region runs from base 91 to 888 and encodes 265 amino acids. Gene Ontology annotation, cellular component: endoplasmic reticulum; SNARE complex. Gene Ontology annotation, molecular function: SNAP receptor activity. The record is from RefSeq and is a predicted model, not a curated record.
CAAUUUUGAUUAUUUGAAGCAAACUCUUGUUAACACAAUUAUACUUGAAUUAUAUCGUGUUAUUGUAAAGAAAACAAUUUAUUGAUCGACAUGAAAAUGGGUACAGGAACUGUACCUAAAAUAGGUAAAGAAGAGAUGAAUGUACGACUGCUGCUUAAUAAAUGUGAAUUAAUUGCCAAACAAGAACCCGUGGAAGGAAACUGGAGACUAAAACAAUACGUGGAAACCUUGGGUGAAAUGAUAACCGAAUUAAAAACUGGACCUGAAAAAAUAUCAAAAGAUUUAAUUGCUGAAUAUUCAAAACGCGCUACAUUUUUGAAAGGACUUAUUCAAACUGCAAAUUUAAAUAGCCCUAUAGAGAAGUUAGAAGCAGUCCAGCUACUAUCUCAUGGCGCUGCAACUCUGACCACAGAUGCAGCAGCUCAGGAAAUACAUCAAAAGACAGUUGCUAAAUAUGGUGUUGAAUUACGAACUGAGUUGUUUGGUUUAGAAGAUAGUGAUGACACAUUACGUAAAAGGAAUAUAAUAAAAGCACCGAAUUUCACCAGCAAUAGUACAAGCCAAGAAGAUAUUGACUCACUUCUUAAGUAUCACCAGAAUAUGCAGGAAAAAGUUGCGGAAAAUAUGGUUCUGCUUACAAAGAGUUUAAAAGAACAAUCUCAAAUUGCCAGCACAAUUAUAAAAGGUGAUACUGAGGCAUUAAAGAAGUCAUCUGACCUGACGGACCGAAACUUGAUGUCGCUGAAGGUGGAAUCUGAACGGCUGCAGGUUCACAGCCGCAGCGCCUGGAAGUGCUGGCUCUGGAUCAUGCUUGCUGUUGUCAUGGUUAUAUUUAUAAACAUGGUCCUGUUCAUGAAAGUGAUGAAGAAAAGAAAAUAUGAAAGUUAAUAGGUAGGUAGUUUGACAUUUCAUAACAUUUAUAGUUAUCUAUGUGAUGAAUAUAAUCUGUGAACUUAUAAAUCUAUUAAAUAUUUAUU